Messenger RNA from Xenia sp. Carnegie-2017, 1313 nucleotides. RefSeq names its product ester hydrolase C11orf54 homolog. Gene Ontology annotation, molecular function: hydrolase activity, acting on ester bonds; zinc ion binding. Gene Ontology annotation, cellular component: nucleus. Lineage: Eukaryota; Metazoa; Cnidaria; Anthozoa; Malacalcyonacea; Xeniidae. The coding region runs from base 16 to 987 and encodes 323 amino acids. The record is from RefSeq and is a predicted model, not a curated record. The transcript has 9 exons.
UUAAAGUGGCAGGUCAUGAACGAUAUGACAGAAGUUGGAAAAGAUAAAUUUGGGUUUAUUCAUGGACAUGUUGAGCAUCAAGAAUUGCAUGUCCCUCCUUUAGAACAAUUGUGCAAAGUGUUGACCUUGGCUUUGAAGGAAAAUUUUAGAGAGGCAGUUGCAAGAGUUGUUAACUGUCCAGAUCUUACCAAAAAACCAUGGAAUCUUGCAGCUCCAGGCAUGUGCGGUAAUCCAAGGCUUUCAAUUGUUGGCGGUGUGCCUUAUUUGAUUCCCAUUCCAAAUUUAUCAAAGGUCUAUAGUUUUGAUGUAGUUGCAAAGCAAGCAGAAAUGCCAAAUGGAUUCUUAAUGGGUCCAGGUGCUGGAAGUAGUCGGGCAAUUGGAAUCAAUUGUGAGAUGAUGGCAAAUCUGAAACUUGAUCCCGAAGUAAUCCGAUCAAAGAUGGCUAAAGUCAACCCCAAGGAUGAUUCGGCAGAACUUCACAAUUACAACGAAAAGGAAUUUGCUUUAUUAGCCGAUUUACUCAUAUCUGAUGGCAAACGGGGCGAGGUCGUUGAAGUCGUGGCAAAGUCGCGCAAAGGUCAUCAUGAUUUCGUGUCGUGUAUGCGUCAGGCAAUUGAACAAUUUUACGGUAAUAUUAAAACAGUUGGAAUGGGCGGAGUUUUUUGCAUCGAGUCGGGAAAAGCAAGAUUACACGUCAUGCCAGCAUACAGCAAAGACGCGUUACAAAGCGAUAAAAUGGUCGAAGAAUGGUUGAACUUUUAUGCAAUGGAUGCGCCUUUAGUAUGUCUCAGUGUAUUUAUAUCCAACGAUCCGGGUUUGGAUAUACGACUUCAGCACACGCACUGUUUUAGUGAUCAUGGACAGGGGGGUCAUUAUCACGAGGAUAUAACACCGGAGGAAGUCAUCUAUCACGGAUACUUUGUGCCGGCCGAGUACAUAUACCGUAUAGAUCGGCCAGCAUCAACGCAUUUGAUUGGACGCGACUGAGAAAAGUUGUAUGAAUUACUCUCUAGUGGCUCGUCAGAUUACCAAAGUCGAGGUUUUAUUGAAGAUUAUAACAGAGAAAGGUUUGGGGAGAGUUUCAUCAAUCUGCACAACAGUGGGCAGAAAAUAUCAGUUCAAGAGGAGUUUGUAACGUAAAACUUAUCCAUUGGUUUUAGUACUGAAAAACUCUAAUUUUGUACGUUUUUCUUAAUUAAUACAUACUUCGAUUCUACACCCGCAAGUUUUUUUUUGAACACCAAGUUUUUUGUUACACUUUCACGUCAUUAACAAUGGCUAAACGAGAAAAUAAAUUGAAUAUUUGGACCGAA